Vidua chalybeata is the source of this 839-nucleotide messenger RNA. RefSeq names its product ER membrane protein complex subunit 10 (gene EMC10). NCBI's taxonomy places the organism in Eukaryota, Metazoa, Chordata, Aves, Passeriformes, Viduidae. The coding region runs from base 12 to 824 and encodes 270 amino acids. Gene Ontology annotation, cellular component: EMC complex. The transcript is spliced from 7 exons. The record is from RefSeq and is a predicted model, not a curated record.
CCCCGCCCCCGAUGGCCCCGCCCCGUUCCCGCCUUCGCCCGCGCUCCAAGAUGGCGGCGCCGUGGCCGCUGCCGCUGCUGGCGCUGCUGGCGGCGGGGGCGGCGCUGGGCCGGGCCGGGGGACUCUGCCGGGGGGGCUCCGGUACCGGCACCGGCACCAGGGCCGGUGACACCGAGAGCUGCCGGGUGAGCCUGAGCCUGGAGCACUCCUUCGAGCUGGACGACGCGCCGCGGUUCCGCCGCCGGGGGACGCUGGUGCUGAGCUGGGGCCCCGAGCCCGCGCUGGCACUGGCCCAGAAACCGCUCGGGGACGAGGAACGGGCCCGGCUCAGGGAGGUGGCCGCGCGGGACGGGCUGUACCGGGUGCGGGUUCCCCGCAGGCCCCUGGGCCCGGGCGAGGACGGCGGCUCCGAGUUUGUCACCUCCUUCGUGAGGGCGUGUGCCCUGCUGGAGUCCCACCUGUCGGACCAGCUCUCGCUGCACCUGGACGUGGCCGGGCACGUGGUGGCCCUGGGGCUGGUGGCAGCGCCGGGCACCUGCCGGGGCUCCCAGGUGGAGGACGGGCACCUGGAGCUCUUCAACACCUCGGUGGCACUGAGACAGCCCCUGCCCGCCGCCACCCCUGAGACCGCCGCCUUCAUCCGGCACCUGGAGCAGGAGCAGGCCCAGCGCGCCCGGAACCCGCAGGAGCAGAAAUCCUUCUUUGCCAAAUACUGGAUGUACAUCAUCCCCAUCGUGCUCUUCCUCAUGAUGUCCGGAGCUCCCGACGCCGGGGGGGCGCAGGGGGGGGGCACGGGGGGCGGGGGGGCGGCGGGGGUCAGGUGAGACCCCCCCAAAAAU